CUAUUGUGAACUAUUCAAAAAAAAAAAAAAGAAAAAAAAAACUUUACUAUUGUGAAGAAAUUAGUAUAAUCAUGAAUUUCCGCUAAGAUUUGAACUCCAUCAACUCAAAUUAAGAGUGUUUGUUAGUGAAUAAUGUUACAAAAUUUAUAUAAUUAUUGAAAAUACCAUGUUGAAUUACUAUUAUUUUGAGUGCAGAAGAAAGAAGAAAAAUCAGAAAUGGGGAGAGGGAAGAUAGAUAUAAAGAGGAUAGAGAACACAACGAAUCGACAGGUAACAUUUUGCAAGAGAAGGAAUGGAUUGUUGAAGAAAGCUUAUGAGUUAUCUGUCCUCUGUGAUGCUGAAAUUGCCCUCAUCGUCUUCUCUAGCCGCGGCCGAGUUUACGAGUUCUCCAACAACAACAUAAGGUCGACAAUAGAGAAAUACAAGAAGGCAAAUUCAGAUGGCACAAACACUGUUACAGAGAUUAAUGCUCAAUAUUACCAACACGAAUCCGCAAAGUUGAGGAACCAAAUACAGAUGAUGCAAAACUCUAACAGAAAUCUGAUGGGUGAAUGCUUGAGUUCCUUGACUGUAAAGGAGUUAAAGCAAGUUGAGAAUCGACUUGAAAGAGGCAUCUCAAGAAUUAGAUCGAAAAAGCAUGAGGCACUACUUGCUGAAAUCGAGUUUUGUCAGAAAAGGGAGGCAGAGCUUGAGAAUGAAAACUCGAUUCUCCGAGCUAAGAUAGCUGAAGUUGAGAGGCUCCAACAGCUAAACAUGAUGCCAAGUGAGACUUUGGAUUUUGUUAAUCCUUUCGUGCCACGAGAUCACUUACUUGCAGAAAACAUGCUACAGAAUUGUUCUGAAUUUGCUAAUAAUUCUGAGAAGAAGCUGUUUCACCCAAGGUGAAUCAAAAAAUGCAGGCAACUCAGAACAAGUUCAGGCGAAAAAUGGAACUUGAAGCUUCUGCCUUGAGGUUCAACGUGUUUGUUGUUGCAACAAGGAUUGCUCUAUCUUCAUUAUCUUACUUAUAGGUCGUAAAAUAAGAGUUAUGAUAUAACUUUCUCUUUUAAAUUAGCAAACGCGAUUGAUAAUUACUGUACCUGUUUAUUUUAAGGUCCUGACAAUUGUUACCUCUUGUUUUCUAGAAUAAUAGCCAGGUUAUAUGUACAAUGAUCAGCCACUAACAUAAAGCUGAUAAUACAAUCUUUACAGAGAAUACAGACUCAAUUUAGCUGUUCA
Messenger RNA from Chenopodium quinoa (quinoa), 1218 nucleotides. RefSeq names its product agamous-like MADS-box protein AGL11. Gene Ontology annotation, cellular component: nucleus. Gene Ontology annotation, molecular function: RNA polymerase II cis-regulatory region sequence-specific DNA binding; protein dimerization activity; DNA-binding transcription factor activity, RNA polymerase II-specific. Lineage: Eukaryota; Viridiplantae; Streptophyta; Magnoliopsida; Caryophyllales; Amaranthaceae. The transcript is spliced from 8 exons. The record is from RefSeq and is a predicted model, not a curated record. Gene Ontology annotation, biological process: positive regulation of transcription by RNA polymerase II. Bases 217 to 885 code for a protein of 222 amino acids.